Molecule: messenger RNA, 258 nt
Organism: Aspergillus puulaauensis
Lineage: Eukaryota; Fungi; Ascomycota; Eurotiomycetes; Eurotiales; Aspergillaceae
Exons: 1
Coding region: 1-258 (85 amino acids)
Source: RefSeq, a predicted model, not a curated record
AUGAACACUGCCAUGGAGUUUCUCCACGGCUUCAACGAGGCCGACCUCCCCGUACUUCCUGACGAAGGUGCAGGGUCUAGUAGCGCGUCGGACGGCCAGGAGGAUCCCAGCGCCGCUGAUGGACCCGCGAAUGGAACCACCCCACCCAACAUGAUCCACGAGCACCAUCCUGUCCUGGUGAGCUCAGAGGGGCUGACCGCAGCCGGAAAUACUGGGAACGUCGAUACUUCCAUGACGGCAUCGAACUGGCAGCAUUGA